UCUUCCAGUCUUACGUCUCCGUAAUGUCAAAUAAUGAAAUCUAAUAAACAAAUCUCUAUUAAAAUAAAAAUGCUUAAUAUAUGGCUAUUGUUGCUUUUCAUAAACUUAGCAUCUUCGCGAAGUACAAGUGGAUAUUCUUUCAACAGAGUGAAAAGGACUGAUAUUGACUUGUCAACAUGCAUAGACAAUUUUGAUAUCCAUAAAGAUAAUAUUAUAAGGACACAAGAUUCUCAAAAAAUGGGCGCUAUAUACUUAAAUGCAAUCGAUCUAGGCUCUAGACAAGAGUGUUUGAGGCUCUGUUGUGAAACAGAGAAAUGUGAUGUUUUUGUUUAUGAAGAUAAGAAUUCCGGUAGUUGUUACCUUUUCCACUGUGGCCCACCUGAGGAUUUCAAAUGCAAAUUCACCCAUCACGUUAAUUACUCAAGUGCUGUUUUGGCGAUAAAUAGACAUAUACCAGAUCUAGAGAGCCAGAUUAAGCUUACGAAGCAUGAACAAGAUUUAACUAAAUUAAGGCGUACUGAUAAUGAUCCGGAAUCAGCACCUCAUAUCUCAGAAGACAAAGCUCCUGUUUCCAUCACUUCGAGUACAACAAUGAAGACUAAUGAAAAUCCACCAGAUCGGAAAGAAGUGGUUAAAGAAAACAAAUGCAGCAGAUACCAGUUUGAAUGUCGUUCAUCGAAGGAAUGUAUUGCCAUUUACAAUGCUUGCGAUGGCAUCCCUCAGUGUUCAGAUGGAAGUGAUGAGGCUCCUGAGUUGGGUUGCCCUGAGCUGUCCACGCCCACAUCAUUACAGCCUCAAAGAACUGGGGUCAAUAGGAUUAUCCCAGUACAGAAAAAUUAUGAUAAAAACGUUGUACCAAUGAAAAAUCAAGAUCUACCUCCUCAACUAGAAAUGUAUCAUCCACCACCCCCAAGAGCAGAAAUAAUUCCAGAUGAACAAGUAGCUCCCGCCAACAACCCUGAUUUUUUGAGGCCUCUUUCCCAGGAUCAACAAUCCUCUCAAAGAUCGCCUCCCUAUCUAGGAUCACAAGGAUACAGCCCUCAAGUCCCCCAAAUUGGCUGGAACUCCCAUCAGACAAAUCAAAUACCAUAUCCAAUACAACCAGCUUAUCCUGGUAAACAAGGUAAGAUCAGCCAUAUAUUCAAUCACAAGGAGAACGGCCUACAGGUCCCAGAAGCUGAAAUCAGGUAUAAUAGAUACAAAGGGGCGAUGCAUUACUUACAGCAUACUUUGGGGAAUCAGAAAGAGAUAGAAACUAAAGGUGCAUAUCCAGACAAUGCGAAUUACCCAAAAGUCUUGAAUUAUUUUGGUGAUACUUAUGGACCCCCAAUGGACUCGUCCAAUUGGGUCAACGCUCAUCAAGGAGAUUUGAGAUACCCAGCGAACUAUAAUCAAGAUACUGCUUUUCUGAAAAACAAUAGGCCAAUUUCGAAUCAGCAAGAGAACUCAGAGCACGUCCAGAUGGAAAUGGCACAUGAGCUGAAGCAUUCCAAAGAUGUGCAUGCGCAAGAGUCGCAAAAAGAUAUUAAAAUCAAAAUUGUGGAAAAAACGACAACUUCCAAAAAGGAUGAUUAUCCUGACGUAGUAGCUUAUAAAAUGGAUGGAAAUGACGGAAUUUCUCAAACUCCAGGUGGAGCAGUUUUAUCCCUCACACUAGGCCUCAUGAUAACCUGCAUAAUGGCUGUGAUGAUCGUUUGCCGAGUAAGGAUUGUAAAAAGAAGAACCAGAAAAAGUGGAAAAGGAUACGCCCACGACGCUGACUACUUGGUGAACGGGAUGUACUUGUAAAUCAUAUGUAAUUAUUGAAAAUUGUUAAGGAUUGGCAUGAUAGUGACAUUUGCCUAUGGUAAAUGAUUUUAUACAGAAAUUUUGUAAAAAUAAUUCUACAAAUUUCUUAUACUCAGUGCAGAUUGAUUGUCACUUUGGAAACGAGUAUAUUCUUGAAAGAAUGUUACCGACCUACAUAACUCUCUUUAGUCCAAACUUGUUUAUCUUAGUCCAAAUAUGUCAGCAUGGUUCCAUUUGGACAAGUGAAUACCAACUUGUUUUGGAUUUCACUCACUGAUUUCACGAAUUUAAUUUGAACUACACAUGAAUUACUGCCAUUGAGUAGGUAGGUACAUCUUCAACUGAAUUUUUUACAGCCGGAUGUUCUACAAUCAAGACGGCUAUUGAAAUGGCCUAAUUAAAUUGUCUACAACUUUAUUCAGCCAAUUCUUCUCAAAGUUGUUAUCAGAAACUUCUAGUAUUCAUAUCUAUUUGUCUUUGACAAUAAAACAAAUGUUAAAUGUGAGGCAAAACUUAUUUUAAUCUCAAAAAAGCACGUAGGUACACAUGGUUUAAUUAAUUAAAUAAAAAUCAAAUAAUCUUGUGCCUAAUAUUAAUUUCCUUAAUGAAUUCCGUUUUAAAGUUGGUUAAUAUUUUCGAUGGCUUUACUUUUGAAAGUGAACGUACCAUAAAACAAGUACAUAUAAUAAAGUAAUUUGUUAUUGAAACGUUGCCCUAAGAUGAACCAGUUUGGCACUAAGACAUGUAAUCUCUUUUAAUUUACUACUUUUAUUUAUUAAUUUGUGAGUAAAUAAUGAGCUUCUAUUAUUCAGAACAAUAUUACCUUAAGAUACAUUUUUGUAUUAUUAACUAUUCGGUCAGUGUUCGUUAUCUGUCAUAAAAAUAUUUGAUUAAUCUGUAGAAAAUAUGAAUAAAAAAUGUUUUUUUCACUCAGUUGUACAUCCAAAUAAUUACCUAGCAAUUUGGAUGUACAACUUGGUAAAAAAAAUUGUUUCCCUGUAUGAUUAGUUUUAUGAAAUUAAACCAUAAUUAUAAUAUGUUAUAAGCAGCAUUUUCAUUUUAUCAUUUCUUCGCGGAAAUUUAUUACAGAAUUGAUGUUAUGUACAAUUAUUCAGUAGAAAGAAACAGAUAGGUUAUCGCCACAUCACUCAGGCCUAUGGCAAUGGCACUGUACGAAUCAGAUUGUUCUCUGUUUUCCUAUUUUUGAUAUUCAGUGUUGUAAUUCAAAUGUUUGAGUUUUAACUCGAGUGUGCAGCCGUUGAAAAUGUUCGAGUAUCGCAUUCGCGGAAAGAUAAUUGAGCAUUGUAGAUGUAGAGAAUCAAGACUAUAAAUUCACACCAAAAUGUACGUUGGGAAAAAUGAUGUACCUAUAAUUCAAUUUUUUCCACAAAACAUCGAAAUAAAGUAUA
Harmonia axyridis is the source of this 3197-nucleotide messenger RNA. RefSeq lists its product as uncharacterized. Gene Ontology annotation, molecular function: protein binding. The coding region runs from base 34 to 1788 and encodes 584 amino acids. NCBI's taxonomy places the organism in Eukaryota, Metazoa, Arthropoda, Insecta, Coleoptera, Coccinellidae. The record is from RefSeq and is a predicted model, not a curated record. The transcript is spliced from 10 exons.